Triticum urartu is the source of this 1071-nucleotide messenger RNA. NCBI's taxonomy places the organism in Eukaryota, Viridiplantae, Streptophyta, Magnoliopsida, Poales, Poaceae. The record is from RefSeq and is a predicted model, not a curated record.
AUGUCAUCCAAAGUUCAUCGAGCAAACCCACAAACACUGGACUACCACCGAACUUAUCCCAUAGCUUUGUCAAGUCUUCUCUUUGAAAUGGAGGGUGUUACAGUGUUGAUUGUUGGUGCUGGGCCAGCAGGCCUCGCAACGGUAGCAUGCCUUAGCCAAUUCUCAAUUCCUUAUGCCAUCGUCGAGCGCGAGAGCUGUAGCGCGUCACUCUGGCGCAACCGCGCGUAUGAUCGCCUCAAGCUGCAUCUCGCAAAGGAGUUCUGUGAGUUGCCACACAUGUCAUACCCUGUAGAUGCACCAACGUACAUACCAAAAACCUUGUUUGUGAAGUACUUGGAUGACUAUGUUGAGGGUUUCAACAUUCAACCAAAGUAUCUCACUAGCGUGGAGACAUCCACAUAUGAAAAUGAUGAAAAAUGUUGGUCCAUUGUGGCAAAGGACAUGUCAAAGUGCACCACAGUCAAGUUCACGGCGAAGUUUCUUGUUGUGGCAAGUGGUGAGAAUAGUGCAGAGAAUAUUCCAAUGUUCCCUGGACUGGAAAACUUUCCAGGUGAUGUUAUCCACUCCUCAAGCUACAAGUCAGGCAAGAGCUACUCUGGCAAGAAUGUAUUGGUCAUUGGAUCUGGCAACUCCGGGAUGGAAAUUGCUUAUGACCUUGCGACCCAUGGUGCCAACACAUCGAUUGUUAUACGAAGCCCGAUUCAUGUAAUGACAAAGGAAUUAAUUCGUUUGGGGAUGACACUUGCUCACCGUCUUCCAUUGAAUCUAGUGGAUAAACUCCUUGUGAUGGUAGCGUAUUUAAUAUUUGGAGACCUGUCACAGCAUGGCAUCACAAGGCCAAAAAUGGGUCCAAUGACCCUCAAAUCAGAAACAGGCCGAUCUGCAGUAAUUGAUGUUGGGACUAUUGGAUUGAUCAAAAAAGUCAUCAUCAAAGUUCAAGGGAGCAUUAGUAAGAUCAAGGGCAACAUAAUUAAAUUUCAAUGCAGUAAAAGAAUGUCAUUUGAUGCAAUUGUGUUUGCAACUAUAUACAAAAGCACGGCAAAUAUGUGGCUCAAUGUGACGCCCGGAUAA